Molecule: messenger RNA, 2021 nt
Organism: Cebus imitator (Panamanian white-faced capuchin)
Lineage: Eukaryota; Metazoa; Chordata; Mammalia; Primates; Cebidae
Gene: SLC25A45
Product: solute carrier family 25 member 45
Exons: 8
Coding region: 62-1357 (431 amino acids)
Biological process (GO): transmembrane transport
Cellular component (GO): mitochondrion
Molecular function (GO): transmembrane transporter activity
Source: RefSeq, a predicted model, not a curated record
CUCCCUCUGCACCGGCCUAUCUCUGUGGGGUGGGGGCGGCCAUGCACCUCGGAGGAGAUGGAUGGGAGUGGGGCUGGGCUGGCUGGGGAGGCAGGGGUUUUGCUUCUUGCUAAGGCAGCCCUGGAGGGGCCUGACCAUGGGGCAGGGACCCAGUUGCCAUCCCCAGAGCCAGGAUCAUUGGCUGGGCUGGGGGAUCAGGGCCCCUGUGGUCCCAGCACACCUGGCCCGUGAGACUACUCUGCAUGACUCCUCCAGGUGGCCAGGAUCACCAGAGCUGGCUCGCUCCCCUCUGCCAGUUGCUCAAGGUCUGGGCACCAGGCCACUUUUCACCCUCCCGCCAGGGUUAAACAUUAGUGGGAGGUUAUCAGCGUGGGCCAGGGAGGGAGAGGGGGGAAUUCAACUCUGUCUCCUCUUCUGGAGCUGCCAGUCCCUGCAAGCCCAGACAAUGCCGGUGGAGGAGUUUGUGGCUGGCUGGAUCUCUGGCGCUGUGGGCUUGGUCCUGGGACACCCCUUUGACACGGUAAAGGUGCGGCUGCAGACCCAGACCACGUACCGGGGCAUCGCCGACUGCAUGGUCAGGAUUUACCGCCACGAGUCUCUCCUGGGCUUCUUCAAGGGAAUGAGCUUCCCCAUUGCCAGCAUAGCCGUGGUCAACUCUGUCCUGUUUGGGGUCUAUAGCAACGCCCUGCUCCUGCUCACGGCCACCUCCCACCAGGAGCGGCGGGCCCAGCCUCCCAGCUAUAUGCACAUCUUCCUAGCGGGCUGCACCGGGGGGUUCCUGCAGGCCUACUUCCUGGCUCCUUUUGACCUCAUCAAAGUCCGGCUACAAAACCAGACAGAGCCAAGGGCCCAGCCAGGGAGCCCCCAACCCCGGUACCACGGGCCGAUGCACUGUGCAGCCUCCAUCUUCCAGGAGGAGGGGCCCCGGGGGCUGUUCCGAGGAGCCUGGGCCCUGACACUGAGGGACACCCCCACGUUGGGGAUCUACUUCAUCACCUAUGAAGGGCUCUGCCACCAGUACACACCAGAAGGCCAGAAUCCCAGCUCAGCCACGGUGCUGGUGGCAGGGGGCUUUGCAGGCAUCGCCUCCUGGGUGACAGCCACGCCCUUAGAUGUGAUCAAGUCCCGGAUGCAGAUGGAUGGCCUGAGACGCAAAGUGUACCGGGGGGUGCUGGACUGCAUGCUACGAGUAUCUCCUCCGGUGGUGGGGAUGAGUUCUGCGGCAAUGCCUGCAGCUCCCCAUCAGGCCCAUGUCCCGGAGGCCAGUUUGAGGUUGGAGGUCAGGUUGAAAGCCUACAGCUUGCAGUUCAGUGCAAGAGGCUCAGCCCUUCCUGAUCCUCUGUGUAGCUGGCCUUGACUCAUUUCUAUCUGUGAAGCAGGGAGCACAAUGCACAAGUGAGCUGGCAGUGGUGCUGGCGACAUCCCAGCCCUGUCCUGUGCCUUCACCCCUUAAGGAGCUCUGAGACUCCGCUUCUGAGAGGCCCUGCUGCCUCCUACCACCCUGCCUUUCAAAGCUCUCUCUCCCACAACCCAGAAUAACCCUAUGUCUCCCCCAAGAAUCCUUCAGUGGCUCCCAUCACCUUCAGGAAAAGCCCAAGCCCCUUCCUCCUUCCCGGUUCCUCCCUCCCCACGAGGCUGGGGUUGCUUCCUGGACCCUGAACGAGCUGUGCUCUCAUUGUCUGGGCCUGGCCAGCAGUGCACAGUGGCUGGCAGGGUGACUCCAUCAUCCCCGGGGCUGGCCCUGCUCUCCUACGAGACCCAGGCUGAGCUGGGCCUCCUGACCAUUCCUUGACUCGCUUCCUGACCUGAGGCUGACUUUGGGGUUCUAGACACCCCACCCCACACGUGCCAUGAUCACAGCACUUGCCUGUACUUCUUCAGAGUCAUUGAUUUGCUUCUCGGCUUCCCCACUGGACUGUGAGCUCCAUGAGGUCAGGGACUGCGUUUUGGAUGGUUUCUAGCCGGAGCCCAGUGCUUGAACAGACGUGUGAAAUAAAUGCUGGUUAAAUGAUGCGACUGCA